UCCAGGGUUGAGUGCAGAACUAAUGAGAUGGCAUCUGCUAUGGACCUGUUACUCCAGUGGAUCCAAGUCACUUCUCAGGCAGGAACUGAUGUGGUUGAUCACCAGCCUCUCAAGACCUCUAGAUAACUCCCCUUUGUACCAAUACCUGCAAGAUGUGGGGCAUACAGACUUUGAAACUUGCCCAAGUUUGUCAUGGGUGGAAGAAUGCUCACCAAAUGAGGAACCAAAUGAAUUGUAUAUCCCUGCUCCACCAACAAGGAGUUUCUUGUCAAAGAGUUUUGAAAUUGUUCAAAAAUGGAAUCCAUUCUCCGAAAUUAAGAGAAGGGAAGAUUUGGAAUUACUGGAUAUUGAUUUUCAACGGCACGCUCUGUGCACCAUCCUGGAGCAGGAAGUGCUUGUUCAGGAGGAUGUGGAGCUGAUUGAACUCCUGGACCCCAGCAUCCUGAGCUCAGUCCAGGCUCAGCAACACCGAAAUGGCUACCUGCCAGCCUGGUGGCUGUCCGCAAUUCCUAGCAUUUGGGAUCUUUCUAUAUUGGUUGCAUUUGCUGGGGUCUUCAUAAUGACCUCAAAUGUGAGUGACACUUUCCCUUGGGUCAUGGUAGAAAUGUUUGGGCUUGGUCUUUAUAUGGUUUCCAGAAGCCUUGGCUUAUGGAAAAGGGCCAGGUUUCAGCAAUCCAUGAGAAAAUGCAGUGUAUGUCUUGAAAAUCUGGUGGCAAAUAGCCAUGCUUUCUCCAGUCUUGUACGAAAAACCCUGCGGCAGAUUCAGGAGAUCGAGGUUAUUUCAAGAGGAUUCGUGCUGGUGACGGCUGCAUGUCCUGCUCGUAAGCUGGGAAGCUCCUGGCAACAGGAAGGACAGCACCUAACUGGCUUGAGGAAAGCAGUGUACAGUGCAGUAAAAUCCACCUACCGUGCUUCCCGAGCAGCCACCUGCUAUCUGCUCAAGUGCUAUCCUCUGAACUCCGAGGCUGACAAUGUGACUAACUAUCUCUGUGCAAUCCCAUUAAGUGAACUUGGCAUGGGAUUGAAUGAGGAUGUUCUGUCUGAGGAGGAGGCUCAGGAACUUACUGAUGGUUACAGUCUUGCGUCAUUAAAGAUACUGUUUCAGCUGUGGGUGGGCCAAAACUCAGAGUUCUUCAGACGUUUAGUUUUGCUAUUGUCUCCUGUUAAAACUAUGCACAAGGCUCGUGGAUCUCCAGUGGAUCUGGUUUAUCAAAUUGUAGCAGAAUCAAUCCACAGUCUUUCUCAUGUUGUUACAACUUGCGUUGAAGAACUGAAGCGGAGCUAUGAAUUACAUAGAUACUUGCAGCACCAAUCUAAUUUCAAAACCCCGAAGAGGACUAACCAUGGAUCGAGUGAGCUGAAGAACAUAUUUACAGUGGUUCGUAGUCUGCAGCUCCACCUUAAGGUGCUACUAAAUGAGGUUAUUACUUUUGAAGAUUAUGUGGAAAAUCUGUAUGAAUCCAGAGAGCAGCAUGAAAUAACUCCUGAAGUGUACCAUGAUCUGGAUCAGAAACUUAAAUUGAUCAAGCCACAUAUGGAAGUGACAAUGGACUGUUGGGACGAGGCAAGAAACCAGAUGGAUAAACUAGUACAUACUUCUAAGGGACAGAAAAACACACAGGGCAUUGGUUUGCUUCCGGAAUCAAAACUCUCAGAAAAAUCUGUUGUGAAGAUCAAAGAUCAAGAUCCAGUCCCUGAAGAGCAGGAGCUUGAGGCUUAUGUGGAAGAAUCUGACUCAGAUGAGGACUUCAGAAGUGGUGUCUAUAACACCCUCUCACCAGAAGAACGAGAAAAGGAGAAGCGAGAAAGGGAGGAAUCUAGGAGAGUGCUUCUGGAACUGAAGAGUGUGCUGGGAUUCAAGGCGUCUGAGUUGGAGAGGCAGAAGUGGAAACAACUUCUUUUCAAUGACCAAGCUGCGCUGAAAACACUCUCAUCAUUGGACUUGGUGAGAGAACCUGUGGCUCCUCAGGACAUGGAUGCAAAUGACAGAGGUCAUCAGAGUUGUGACGAGCAUUUACAGGAGAUAGACCUCAGUCAACUAGAUGUCUUCACAGAUGGCUGGCAAGGUUGCAAGGCGACAGGAUCAGAAUCCACUGAUAUACAAUUGAAUAGCACCAGUGACAGCACCAUCCUCGGUGGUAUCAGUAGGAUCAGGAAUGCAGAUGGCAGUCCAGCUUGCCACUCAGACACCACAAACUUGUCUAAAGAAAAGCGAGAACAUCCUCAAUCAGCUUGCCCUGAACAGCAACAGACAGCUGUCAGACAGAGACUGGCAGAGAUGCACGGACCAGCCUCCCUGCACCUAACCUCAGCUCUGGCAGCACAAGCUGUUGCUCGCUCGCAUACCUUUGCCAGCUUUCAAGAACAGACGUUCGGAGAUGAUGAUGGCGAUGACGAUGAUGACAGGGUGAUGAUGGCGGAGAAAAGAGGCACAACACUGGAGAUUUUUGGAAAGGACACUGCAUGUAAUGAUACUAAAAUUUGAGCUUUGUACAUGGUAAAUAAUGAUUAUAACAUGAUAUUUAUUUAUAAUUUUAAAGACAGGAUGAUGUAAUGUAGUAAGUACUUAUUUUAAAACAAAACACCAGCAAUGUACUUAUUCCUUUGAGUGUGGGUUUUCAUUGUGAACCCUGUGUGAACACUCUGCCAUCGUCAUGGGAACAAUGAUCAGUGUCACAAGCAGUCAAGUAAAUUACUAUUUAUUGUGCCUAAAUGCACUGAGGUCUUGUGCAAAGGGUCUAGGUCAUAAAGAAAUCCUUUGGAGUAUUGCAGGAAUCUUGAAUACCCUACAUCAUGCCCUAGUGACGCUCAGCCCUUCUUACCAAAAUGCACCAUUGUUGCUGAUUAUGUGGCUGGUGAAAGAAAUAUAGUGUAUUCAAUCAGUUCAUCUUUAAACAUCUCCAAAAAUAGUGUAACUGUUCCUGAAACCAGACUCCUGCAUUAGUAAUCCAAAGAUACAAGUUUAAAUCCCAGGUCAAAUUUGAAAGUUUUCAUUCAAUAUUUUAAAAUUUUAAAUAAAAAUCUGGCAUCAGUAAAAAUCACAAAAUCCUAUUCCCGUGAAGGAAGGAAAUCGCAGCCCUUCCCUAUAACUCCAGUUCCACACCAACCCUGUCCUGGCCAUUGACCUUUACAGCCCAAGAAUGAAAUUGAAGGUGAGGUCACUGCAUUCACUUUUUCUUCCCACCAACAAAGUUCAGUGACAAAUCUGAGCCUUCUUUAGAAUUUAAAUAACCUCUGGAGUCACCAGUCUGCAAUUAAUAAUUUAAAUACAAAGGCCUAGAUAUUCUUUGGCUUAGGCUCACCUAGUACAACAAAAUUCAUCAAGACACAUUCUUUAUAAAAAUGAGUUCAGAAAACUUUAGAAAAAUUAGAAAAAUUUUAACACCCUGCCAGGCAUUAGGAGCAUUUAAGAGGAAAAGAUCGGUCGAUGUUACGGGCUAGAACUCUUCGUCCUGACGAAGGGUUCCGGCCCGAAACGUCGACCGAUCUUUUCCACGGAUGCUGCCCGACCUGCUGACUUCCUCCAGCUUGUUGUGAGUGUUGCUUUGACCCCGGCAUCUGCAGAUUAUUUUGUGUUUAGGAGCAUUUAAGAAACUCUUAGAUAACCACAUGAAGGAUAGAAAGAUGGAGGGCGAUUAUAGGAGGGGAGGUCUAGAAUUAUCUUAUAUUAGGUUAAGCACAGCAGCUUGGGCCAAAGUGCCUGCACUGUGCUGUAGUGUUCUCUGUUCUAGCGACAAACAAAAAAGCUGCAGAUGCUGGAAAUCUGUAAAAGAAGGAAAACGUUGGAGAUACUCGACAGAUCAAGUAGUAUCUAUAAGAGAGUGAAACAGGGUUAAUGUAUCCGGUCAGUACCAAGCUCUAAUGAAAGGUCCCAGUUGGAAAGUAAACAAGUAGUGUGAUGAAGGUCUGGAGCAAGAGGGAGGGGAUCUGGAAUAGGGAGGAGACCAGAGGAAAUAUCUGUGAUGGCGAGACUGAUGAAAAUAAUGUUCCGUGAGAGGGGACAUAAAGGCUAGUUAAUUGUCUACAAAGAUAGCAUUAACAAAACCCAGCAGUCCGAAUCUUUCUCUAAUUUAUUUUAGGAGACAUUUAAAUGUAUACCAAUGCCUGACAGGUCACUAAUUAACUUGUCCCUCAGCUGGAGGAGGUGUAAAUAGUAGAUGGGUGAAAAUAAUCUAGCUGGAUCUACAGGAUAUAAAUCUGCAUGCUGGAAAUUUGUAAUGAAAGAGAAUUUGGUGGUUACCCAACAGUUCAGCAGUAUUUGUAGAGAAAAGUCAAGUUAACAUAUAGGUUGUUAAUCUUUCAAAUACCAGUCUUUGCUUUUUUAUGUUUCGCUCUUCACAAAUGCUGCCUAACCUGCUGAGAAUUUGCAGCGUUUACUGUUUUUCUUUCAAUAAUCUCAAGUUAUUUACCCAUUUCCUGUGGUGAUUAAUACAGGAAUGUUAUUGCAGAAAUGGAUUCGACCCUGACCUCCAGCACGCCUGUGUGGAGUCUGCAUGUUCUAGCUGUGACCAUGUGGGUAUCUGUGAGUGCUCUAGUUUCUUCCCAAACCCCAAAUAGUGGUUAGCACGACACUAUAACAGCUUGGGCAUCACAGUUUGGAUUUCAAUCCCAGUGUCCUCUGUGAGGGGUUUCUGUAUAACCCCGCCCCCAUGGAAUGCAUGGGUUUUCCCUGGGUCCUCUGGUUUCCUCCCAUGGUCCAAAGAUGUACCAGGUAGGAUAAUUGUCCUGUGAUUAGGUAAGGGUUAAAUUGGGGUUGUGGAUUGUUGCUGGGUGGUACAGCUCUAAGGGCUGGAAAGACCUAUUCCGCACUGUAUCUCCAAAUAAAAAUAAGUAAAUAGAUAAAUGUGAAUGGGUUAGUAAUUAACUGGAUGUGUGAGUGGUAAGAUCGUUUGCAGACAAUACAAAGAUGGGUGAAGGGGAAGGUAGUGUUGAGGAAGCAGGGAGUCUGCAUCUGUGGAGGCCAAGUCAUUGGGUAUAUUUAAAGUGGAGGUUGAUAGGUCCUUGAUUCGUCAGGGCAUCGAAGGUUACAAGGAGAAUGGUGUGAAAGGGAUAGUAAAUGGUCACAGUCAUAGUCAUACUUUACUGAUCCCGAGGGAAAUUGGGUUUCGUUACAGUUGCACCAACCAAGAAUAGAGUAUAAAUAUAGCAAUAUAAAACUAUAAAAAAAAUUAAAUAAUAGUAUGUAAAUUAUGCCAGGAAAUAAGUCCAGGACCGGCCUAUUGGCUCAGGGUGUCUGACCCUCCAAGGGAGGAGUUGUAAAGUUUGAUGGCCACAGGCAGGAAUGACUUCCUAUGACACUCUGUGCUGCAUCUCAGAGGAGUGAGUCUCUGGCUGAACAUACUCCUGUGCCCACCCAGUACAUUAUAUAGUGGAUAGGAGACAUUGUCCAAGAUGGCGUGCAACCUGGACAGCAUCCUCUUUUCAGACACCACCGUCAGAGAGUCUAGUUCCAUCCCCACAACAUCACUGGCCUUACGAAUGAGUUUGUUGAUUCUGUUGGUGUCUGCCACCCUCGGCCUGCUGCCCCAGCACACAACAGCAAACAUGAUAGCACUGGCCACCACAGACUUGUAGAACAUCCUCAGCAUCGUCCGACAGAUGUUAAAGGACCUCAGUCUCCUCAGGAAAUAGAGACGGCUCUGACCUUUCUUGUAGACAGCUUCAGUGUUCUUUGACCAGUCCAGUUUAUUGUCAAUUCGUAUCCCCAGGUAUUUGUAAUCCUCCACCAUGUCCACACUGACCCCCUGGAUGGAAACGGGUCACCAGUACCUUAGCUCUCCUCAGAUCCACCACCAGCUUCUUAGUCUUUUUCACAUUAAGCUGCAGAUAAUUCUGCUCUCACCAUGUGACAAAGUUUCCUACCGUAGCCCUGUACUCAGCCUCAUCUCCCUUGCUGAUGCAUCCAACUAUGGCAGAGUCAUCAGAAAACUUCUGAAGAUGACAAGACUCUGUACAGUAGUUGAAUUCCGAGGUGUAAAUGGUGAAGAGAAAGGGAGACAAGACAGUCCCCUGUGGGAGCCCCAGUGCUGCUGAUCACUCUGUCGGACACACAGUGUUGCAAGCACAUGUACUGUGGUCUGCCAGUCAGGUAAUCAAGAAUCCAUGAUACCAGGGAAGCAUCCACCUACAUCGCUGUCAGCUUCUCCCCCAGCAGAGCAGGGCAGAUGGUGUUGAACGCACUGGAGAAGUCAAAAAACAUGACCCUCACAGUGCUCGCUGGCUUGACCAGGUGGGCGUAGACACUGUUCAGCAGGUAGACGAUGGCAUCCUCAACUCCUGGUCGGGGCUGGCAGGUGAACCAGAGGGGAUCUAAGUGUGGCCUGACCAUAGGCCGGAGCAGCUCCAGAACAAGUCUCUCCAGGGUCUUCAUGAUGUGGGAGGUCAAAUCAGCCAUGAUGAAAUGGUGGAACACACUCGAUAGGCCAAAUGGCCUAAUUCUGCUCCUAUGUCUUCCGGUCUAAUGUGGAGUUAAUGAGAAUGUGAGUGGAAUUUUUAAAAAUAGGAUUAAUGUUGGUGUGUGUGCAUGAUGGUCAGUGUGGACUUUGUUGGUUGAAGGCCUUUAUCUAUGCUAUUUCUCUGCUUCUGCUUUCCAUGGAAUAUGCUGCUGUGUACUGUGAAGUCAAAUUUUUAUCUUGACCCUCAUUUGGUGGCCACAGUUAAGUACUCUUUUAAAUUGGUCUCAAGAAUUUUCCUCACAAUACAAAAACUAGCACAAACACUGAAAUUGCUCAGAAUUAUUGAAUUAAUGUUCCUUAAAUGCUAAGGGAAUCUCUGCUUGGAACUGCUUACCCAAUGAAUGAAUCAAUAAAUUAAUCUUUAACAUCGGACUUGUUUAUUCCAAAGGGGUCAUAAACCCACUGAACAUAAGAGCUCUCACCCCACUAGGGAUAGGGUUCCCCUUGUCCGUACCUACCACCUCACCAGCCUCUGGGUCCAACAUAUAAUUCUCCGUAACUUCCGCCACCUCCACCGGGAUCCCACCACCAAGCACAUCUUUCCCUCCCCCCCACCUUUCUGCUUUCUGCAGGGAUCGUUCCCUACGCAACUCCCUUGUCCAUUUGUACCCCACAACCCUUCCCACCGAUCUCCCUCCCAGCACUCAUCCUUGUAAGCGGAACAAGUGCUACACGUGCCCUUACACUUCCUCCCUCACCACCAUUCAGGGCCCCAAACAGUCCUUCCAGGUGAGGCAACACUUCACCUGUGAGUUGGCUGGUGUGAUGUACUGCGUCUGGUGCUCCCGAUGUGGCCUUCUAUAUAUUGGUGAGACCCGACGCAGACUGGGAGACCGCUUUGCUGAACACCUAUGCUCUGUCCGCCAGAGAAAGCAGGAUCUCCCAGUGGCCACAUAUUUUAAUUCCACGUCCCAUUCCCAUUCUGAUAAUGUCAAUCCACGGCCUCCUCUGCCGUCAAAAUGAAGCCACACUCAGGUUGGAGGAACAACACCUUAUAUUCCGUCUGGGUAGCCUCCAACCUGAUGGCAUGAACAUUGACUUCUCUAACUUCCAUUAAUGCCCCUCCUCCCCUUCCUACCCCAUCCCUUAUUUAUUUUUAUUCCCCCCUUUUUUUCUCUCUGCCCCUCUCACUAUAACUCCUUGCCUGCUCUCCAUCUUCCUCUGGGCUCCCCUCCCCCUUUCUUUCUCCCUAGGCCUCCCGUCCCUGAUCUUCCCUCUUCUCCAGCUCUGUCCCUUUUGCUAAUCAACUUUCCAGCUGUUAGCUUUAUCCCUCUCCCUCCUGUCUUCUCCUAUCAUUUUGGAUCUCCCCCUCCCCCUCCCACUUUCAAAUCUCUUACUAUCUCUUCUUUCAGUUAGUCCUGACGAAGGGUCUUGGCCUGAAACAUUGACUGUACUUCCUAUAGAUGCUGCCUGGCCUGCUGCGUUCCACCAGCAUUUUGUGUGUGUUGCAUAAACCCGCUAUAUCCAGAUUUGUUUAAAGUUGCAACUGUUGAUACCUGCUUUUUCACCUUCUUGGACUAAAUUGCUUUACGGAAUUUUAAUUUAAAGUAGUCCUCAUCCAACUUUAGGGUUUAAAGAGUAUGAUAAUGUGUUAAGAAUGGUGAACAUUAAACUGUGCAGAUUGUAGUUUGUUUUCAUAAUGUGUCCAGACUAGUGUUGAAGUGCAUUACACAGUGAGAUGUACUGAGGCAGAAUAUCCCCUCCUCCCCACCUCACACCCUCAAUCAACCUAUGGGGGCUGCUGAACUAAGAAUUAUUACCGGUGUUUGGGAAGGUAGCACAGCUGGACCCUCCUACAGGGAGGCAAAGUAAUUCUAUCGUGAAUAUACUGUGGUGAGGAAGCAGGAGGGGGUUGGUGGUGAGAGCUACAGAAGCAUUCAAAUUUUGUUCUACCUUAAGCUGAUGCAGUGGAAUUAGUGACCCGACAGGCUCUGGUAAACAUUCAAGUGUCUUUUAAAACAAGUUAUUAAAUGUAGAAAUGGAGAGAGAUUUGCUGCUCUGCUGGUUUUGUUAAUUGGAGACAGAGGGAAGACUGCAGAUGCUGGAAAUCUAGAACAAUUCACAAAAUGCUGGAGAAACUCAGCAUGUCAGGCAGCAUCAAUAACAGGAAAUGAAUAGUUAAUGUUUUGGCAAUGCCCUACAUCACAGCUAGAAAGAAAGAGGGCAGAAACCAGAACAAAGGGUGGGGGGAGGGUUAUGGGGAAAAGUACAAGCUGGUGAGAUGAGAAUUUUUGGUCAAGAUGGCGCCUGCGUACAACAGUCCUUCAGUUGACAUCUUCUGGAUAGAUUGUUAAACCAUAUAUUUCAGGUGAGCUCUGCUGCCGGGGAGGGGAGACUGGCUUUUUAUUGCUGGUGAGAUCAUUCAGCUGCCCGAGAGGUGAAACUGCCUUUUUAUUGCUGGUGAGAUCACGCUGCUACCUGCGAGGGGAGACUGCCUUUUGAUCACUGGUGAUCACUCUGUUGCUGGAGAGGGAAAAGCCUGCUGCUGUGCCAGGUUUUCUGCGUUUUGGAUAUGGACUUGGACUAUAGACUUUUUUGUCAGUCUUAUAGUUUUUUUAUAUUGUGUUUUUUGCCCAAUCUUUCUUGUUUUCUGUGUGUGGGGGGAGGGGAAAUUGGGGGUCAGUGUUCCUGUUUUGUCUUUGUUCAUUUUUUUGUGCAGAGAGAAGGGAUUUAGGGGUUGAUGAUUGUGUUGCCAUUCUUUUCUUUCUCAGUUUCAUGACUACCUAGAGAAGAAUUUCAGAGUUGUAUACUUUGAUAAUAAAUGAAACUUUGGUGAUGAUAGAUGAAUACAGGUGAGAGGGGAUAGAUAGCACUGCCCUCCAAUCACGGACAAGUUAUUUAUUCUUGGCCUUUCAAAGUAUUGUGCUUGCCUAUUAUCCCCAUUGUAUCCCGACUCCAGGCUCCCUGUCUCAGUGUACGUAUUUCUAAAAUGGUGUCCUUGUCUGCCAAUCCCUCUUUUCAUUUCUGUUCAAAAAUGCCACCUUUGGCUUCAAGUUAAAACGUUGCAAGAUCACAGACAAGACUACAAAAUCCAGCCAAGCAUCCACCACAGGCUUACAUCAAAGCAGGAGAGCCAUCUUGCAGCUGCACAUUAAACCAAGGAUGCAUUUCAAAGAUCUCACAGCACUACUUACAGUGGUAUCCCAGCCAAUGUCUACUCAACUAACCACUCAACAUUAGGUUGGGGUCGGUUUAUUUAUGCUGUACCUCACAAUGUUGAUUGCACUUCAAAAGUUGCUCAUUAACUGUAAAGCACCUUACAAUGUUUCAAAGUUGGGCAGAAUGCUCUGCAAAUGUUCAUUAUCGCUGGGGUAAAUUAUUUUGUGUAAAUCCCUUUACACCAUAAGAAUUUUGCAGAGGUCAGAUUCGGUGGCCUUGAAUUGUAGUGGAAGGUUGAAGGGAAAUAAAGAUUG
This is a messenger RNA of Mobula hypostoma (lesser devil ray), 9868 nucleotides long. It is a transcript of the gene vezt, whose product is annotated as vezatin, adherens junctions transmembrane protein. NCBI's taxonomy places the organism in Eukaryota, Metazoa, Chordata, Chondrichthyes, Myliobatiformes, Myliobatidae. Gene Ontology annotation, molecular function: myosin binding. Gene Ontology annotation, cellular component: plasma membrane. Bases 23 to 2485 code for a protein of 820 amino acids. The record is from RefSeq and is a predicted model, not a curated record. The transcript is spliced from 12 exons. Gene Ontology annotation, biological process: cell-cell adhesion.